Molecule: messenger RNA, 1653 nt
Organism: Phragmites australis (common reed)
Lineage: Eukaryota; Viridiplantae; Streptophyta; Magnoliopsida; Poales; Poaceae
Product: salt tolerance receptor-like cytoplasmic kinase 1
Exons: 2
Coding region: 189-1256 (355 amino acids)
Biological process (GO): protein phosphorylation
Cellular component (GO): plasma membrane
Molecular function (GO): protein kinase activity; ATP binding
Source: RefSeq, a predicted model, not a curated record
CUGAAUUCCCCACACCCACCUGUAUAUAAAUAAACCUCUCCCAAGUACACAGAGACACAGUGCAGAGAGGCAGAAGCAAAGGCAGCAUCACCCCAAGGCUUCACAAGUCUUCUCCUCUGCUGCUGCCUUCUCCCUUCUUCUACCCUGCUGUGAGGGUUAGGUGAAAGCAAGAAACUUUCCUGAAGAAGAUGGGAGAACAGAGGUACAGGUUCUUCUGUUGCGGGUGCGGUGCCAAUGCGGCGGCCGGCGACCGGGAGGGCGAUGAGGAAACGGACUACUCCGGCGCCGGGGUGCUCGAGAAGAAGGUUGAGAAGGGGGAUGAGGCCGGGCCGCGGCGGCUGUCGUUGGCGCAGGUGGAGGCGAUGACGGCCGGGUUCACCUCGGCUGUGGUCGGCGAGGGCGGGUUCAGCACCGUGUACCUCGCGCGCCUCUCCGGCACGCUCGCCGCCGUCAAGGUCCACCGCAGCAGCGAGCGCCUCCACCGCGUGUUCCGCCAGGAGCUCGACGCGCUCCUCCGCGUCCGCCACCCGCACAUCGUCCGUCUCCUCGCCUUCUGCGACCAGCAAGAGGAAGGCGUGCUGGUGCUGGAGUUUGCGGCGAACGGGAACCUGCACGAGCGGCUCCACGGUGGGGGCAAGGCCGCAAGGACGAUGCCGUGGGCGCGGCGGGUGUCGGUGGCGCUGCAGGUGGCGCGGGCGCUCGAGUACCUGCACGACCGGUGCGAGCCGCAGGUGGUGCACGGCGAUGUAAAGGCCUCAAACGUGCUCCUGGACGCGUCAAUGUCCGCCAAGCUCUGCGACUUCGGGUCGUCGGGGAUGGGGUUCUCCGCCGCCGUCCGGCCGCGGUCGUCCGCGCACACCAUGCUCGGGUCCCCGGGCUACGUCGACCCGCACUACAUCCGCUCCGGCGUUGUCACCAAGAAGAGCGACGUGUACAGCUUCGGCGUCCUGCUCCUCGAGCUCCUCACCGGCAUGGAGGCCUUCUGCGCCGAGGAGGGCCGCCUCCUGACCGCCGUCCUCAAGCCGUGGCUCAGUGCCAGCACCCCGUGCGACGCGCGCGGGCUGGUCGACGAGAGGCUGGGCACCGCCUACGUCGCCGCGGAGGCCGCCGCGGUGGCGGCGCUGGCCGCGUCCUGCGUCGGCGAGAACCCCAGCCUCCGGCCGUCCAUGGCCGACGUGGUGCGCACCCUCGAGCAGAGCGCGCACGCCUCCAUCUCGGCCGUCGGGAAGAGAUCGGACGGCAACGGGAAGGUGUGAGCCACGAGGGAAGUCGUCGCAUCCUCCGAGGCGCUCAGAUCUGGCUUGCUGAGUUGUUAACUUGUGGUGAUGUCAGCCGCACACGUGGCGCCCAUCUAUUGGAUGCUAGGAGAAAAGGCGUUAUUAGUAGGCGAGCAUAUAAAAAACGAAUCAAAAAAGAAGGAAAAAGCGUGGGGAAAAGGCGUCGAUUUAGGAAAAGAUUUGGAGGAGAGAAAAAGGCAGAUUCUGUGUGCUAAUGAGGAUUUUCGGGUCAUAUUAUGCUAAAACAGCAGCGGUUUGGGAGAUGCAAAAAAAGAAAAAAUAAGGAUCGUCCAUUACACGAUUCUAAGAUUUUGUUGAUUCUUAAUUUCUUUUGCUAUUAUGUAAAGUCCAUUGAAUGUUCAUGACCUCUUGCUCA